GAUCACAUUGAGAAGCCCAGCUUUCAAGUUUGCCCCAUAACUUGAUCUACCUCUCCAGGGACAGGAUCAGCGCCCACGGAUUUCUGAACUAAGAAGGCUGCACACCUGCAAAGCACUUGGGACGAAUCUGGCCCUCGUAGCCAUGGCUUGCCACCUUGUCCUCCUCAGCCUGGUCGCGUGCACCGUGCUGGCUCACAGUCCUGCAGUCGGCAGCCACGACAACGUCCUCAAUGAAGUCGCUACGGGCAACGCAACCGUCCGUGCACUGCACUCCUCGCAUUACAGGUCACCGUUGGAGCUGGGCCUAAUAGCCGGCGCGGUGUCUGUGCUGCUGCUGCUACCGCCGUGGGAGAAGAGCGACCGAGCCCUGGGAAACGGGCUGGCCGGCCUCAGCGAGUUCGUGAUGACGCGCGUGGACAAGGGCCUCGAGAAGUUCCCCAGCGUUCCGAGCCUGGACCCGCAGGAGUGCAUGAAGCGGAGCGUCUGCGAGGCACACAACCAGCCGAACAAGUACGGACUCUUAGGACUCGCCCUGCAGCUGCUGUACCCGCCGUACUCAGCACCGGACGAGCCGACGACGGUGGUUUCCAAGUACCAGCUGGCGGCUCGCUACGGGCGCCAGGAGGACGCCGACUGCUCGCGCCAGUACGACGGCUGCAUCGUUUCUCCGCUCGAGAUCGUUCAGACGAUCGUCGGAUACUUCCUGCGAUAGUCCAGCGAAACGUUGGCCACUUCACACCCGCAAUAUGCGUGUUUCAGGCCGAGGAAAUGAAACCUCGCCCUUUUUUCCUCGAUGCUCACGCCAAUGGUACUACAUAUUUCCCGGCCGUUGUGGCCUUCAGCAGACAAGGCACUUUGAUGGCUACAAAGAUUUACAGAGGGAAAUUUGGCCGGAUCAUAUAAGCAUUUAACUGUGCAUAACUUAAAGGGGCACUGACACAAUAUUUCGCGGCUGAGAUAGCGCCUGCGGGAUGGAUUCCCGCGAACAUGCGUAUAUCAUCUACCAAGUAUCGACAACGAAUAUAACAUGGAAGGUAGUUUAUAUGAAUUUCCAAGUUCGCGUGCGCAACCCAGCGCUAUACGCCACACAUGGCGACAUAGACAUCGUUUGAGGCGGCGUGAAGGUGACCCUGAACUUCCGCCACGUCACUGCAGCCGUGCACGUAGUAAUGAUGUCGUCAUAGUAGACAUUGCCCUUUCGCCAUGCUGACUACUACUCGGCGGCUGCUUGCGAGUGCGCGCCCGAGUCGAGAACGUCAUCGCCACCAGACGGCGAUGACGGCAACGACAUCGCGCGGCACACGCGACAGGCGAAUUACGCGAGCAGACGAAGUUCGUCACCGUUGUGAGUUUGUUUGGUGUUGGUUGCAUCUGGCGGUUCUCCUAAACCUAAACUUAGACUGGUUCGAGUUAAACCACAGACAGACACGACACGGAUGUCCAAACUCCAGAGACAAAGUCGCGCUGAAACCGAGCGUUCGCACCUCACAUAGACCUACGGGCAUGUCGUCGUUGGCUUCCCUCGUUUCAGGCUCUUCUCGCAGCCGCCGUUGGCUCCCUGGUAUUCUCUCGUUGUACGUGCUCGUGGUCUUCGGCUCACCGUCGUCGCUUCGAAGCCAUUUCUUGGGCUGACUGUUGUCUUCUUAAUUUUUAGUGAACCAGCGGUGAGUAGUGGGAUUUGCCUAAUUUCUCAGGCACAUAUCCGUUCAUGAUGAUGAUAACUUUUGUGGCAAUUCGUUUUACGACGAGCCAACAGCCUCGAUGUUAAAACGCGCCAGACCGAAAAUUUUUGUGUCAGUGCCCCUUUUGAUUGCCGCGCUUAGUAAGUGUGCAUCUCGAAUCCAUUUUACACGCUAAGCCGGGAAAUACCUUCACAUUUACGUGACGCUAAAUACAAACAUUAAUAUAUUGAAAUGAAGCGAUGGCCUCUACGUAUAUCAUGGAGGAAGGAAAACUCAGGAGAGGCCCUAUCGUAUCCCAAUGCAUUGCUAAAGGUGUGAUGGAAGUGACGUCAGAUUUAUGGGGCAAACAACACAGCAGACGCCCCGCGGCGUGCUCUCCGCGGUGGUUCGCUUCUGCGCAGAUUUGUAGUCCUGGCGUAUACUUAGCGCGUAUUGUGCGGUUCGCAUGCAGUAAAAUGUUGCAAGCAGACGUUUACCAGGCUGUUCGUGCGUGGCAGGCCCGAGCGCUGCGUGCUGAAAUUCGUGGAGCGUUUUUGUGCAACAUUACAGAAAGUAACAAGCGUCGAAAGCUGGGCGAGUUGGUAAGGUUUCAUCUUCUAGCAAACUGCGCGGCAGACGGGACACAAAGAAGGAACGCUCGUCUGUCUCUUUCGUUCCUUCUUUGUGUCCCGUCUGCCGUGCAGUUUGCUAGAAGAUGAGUACAGAAAGUACCGGUACGUGCCGUAAUCAAAAACAUUCAGCCCCUGCAUCAUCGUAUUCGAACUCACUUAGCAGUGACUUAGGUGUUCUGCUGGGUGUUAGCCCUUUCUUUUCCUUUGUCGUAGCCUGAUUUCCCGAUCUAUUGCCCGAUUAGCGGUUCUUUGCUAAUGUAUAUGGAGUGAGCGUAGUAGCUAUUCGGCGCAACGCCAAGCUAUAGUUGACGUAACUUCACGUCGAAAAGAGGACACCGCUGUAUUGCACACGCAAUCGCGCACGUAAAGUUUGUAAUUCCAGUACGCACACAACUACGAGCUCGCAGCGAGCGCACACCGCGCAAUACAUACAUCUCGUAGUUCGAUAGCAACAUCAAAAGUUUGUUUCCCUUUCGUUGAACGACACAGCCUCUAAAAACGUACGAUGCCUUCGGCACAUGUUAUGUAUGGCGCGUCAGAUGCCAAAAACAAAAGUUCACAUUUGUUCUGAGUUGACACAAUGAGUAAGAAGCAACAGAGCGCACAUCCGAGAGCUUCGCAUGUAAAUACCAUGCAUUAGUGAUCAGCAAUGAAGCGACCGUAUAUGUACACAUGAAGUGACACCCGGUACUGUCCGCAGUGCACGCGAUUUGCACCGGGUAUACACAACAGCUGGGCAUUGCGUAGCUUUUCUAAAGAGCACACAGCAACAGCAUGUGUGAAUCGCCUGCGCCGUUUGCACGGCGAAAAAAAAAAAGGCUGCAAAAAUUUCGCGACUCGCUCGCAUGCGCUUGCAAACGACGCGACAGAAAUCGCGAAAUGUUUCGCUGCCCCUUCGCUAGGAGGUGAUGUGUUUGCGAUGUGGAGGCUUCACGAAUGUGACGUCAGGACCUCUCUUUAGUAUUCCCUCCUCCAUGACGACGUCAACAAGAGUGGGUAUAACAUUGCGCAAAAAUUAACACGGACACAAGAGAGACGAUGUAACACACAGGGCGCGAUGUGUCACUUUGUCUCUCUUGUGUCCGUGUCAAUUCUGUGCGCAACGUUAUACCCACUAAUGGCAAACCAACAGGCCCAAAUAGCAACCUUGGUCAACAAGAGCUUUCAUGUGCAGGCUAGGAUGCAGUACCAUGUUGCAUUUAAGGUGAUAAAUUAAGGCCGUAUCCUACAAUCUCACAUUUGACCUGUCUGAGGUCUUUCCUCGUAACAAUUUAGCUGCUCUUUUCACUAGCGCCACGUCACGCGUUGCAAAGACGUGACCUCAACUGUGGUACUCGCGGCACGUGUCUGUGCCAAUCGAUCUCUGCGACAUCAUGCUGGCAUAUUUAUUAAACGUUUUUUGCAGUCACGUGUCUCUUAUACUGAAGACUGGGCGAAUCGGUUUGUCGCAGUUGAACUGGCACAGCACAUCACUGUGUUGGCCGUUCCUUCCCGCGAUGCGCUGUUCAAGUCUCGUAUUCAUGCCACCCCCACUUAUUGGACAGACAGUUGCCAACAUAUUUGACAACACAUUGAUUGACAACAUAUACGACAUAAAAGCAACACGCCACUGCGCUCUGGUGCC
Molecule: messenger RNA, 3917 nt
Organism: Rhipicephalus sanguineus (brown dog tick)
Lineage: Eukaryota; Metazoa; Arthropoda; Arachnida; Ixodida; Ixodidae
Exons: 4
Coding region: 143-712 (189 amino acids)
Source: RefSeq, a predicted model, not a curated record